Melitaea cinxia (Glanville fritillary) is the source of this 4752-nucleotide messenger RNA. RefSeq names its product tyrosine-protein phosphatase 69D (gene Ptp69D). Gene Ontology annotation, molecular function: protein tyrosine phosphatase activity; protein binding. Gene Ontology annotation, biological process: protein dephosphorylation. Bases 40 to 4500 code for a protein of 1486 amino acids. The transcript has 26 exons. NCBI's taxonomy places the organism in Eukaryota, Metazoa, Arthropoda, Insecta, Lepidoptera, Nymphalidae. The record is from RefSeq and is a predicted model, not a curated record.
AAUCUUGCGUACUAUAGGUAAAAGGCACUGUCUGCCGCCAUGACGAUGGUUCACUUGGUCAGGAAGUACUUCGUAACACUUGCGCUUUAUUUUGGGUGUAUCGCAUCGUGUUAUCCGGCUUUUGCUCAAGAAUCACCCCAGAUCCUAGAUCUACACUUGACAAAGCAAGGUGUUGGUAAGGAUGUCAAUGUCAGCUGCAGUGUGUCGCCAUCUGAAGCAACAGUGGAAUGGUUGUUUAACAGUGAGCCUAUUACGAUAACCAAUAGAUUAAAACAAGAAUUUGAAGAACGACUGUUGCAAAAGAAAGAUCUAGAUGGUAAUCCACAGAAGUACAAAAUCUACAAUUUAACAAUCACAAAUGUGACAUCCAAUGACGAUGGAAACUACACCUGCGUGGUCAAGCUGGGCGAGAAGAGAUCAGAUAAAAUGGUCGUCUUGGAUCUCAGUUUUCCUGGGAAGUUAGCGAAUAAAACGUUAGGACCAAUCAAGCAAAAUGUUACUGAUCAAAAUAAAGUUUUAUUGCGAUGUGUUUUUGAAGUUUACAAACCUAGCGAAGUAAGAUGGUGGAAACAGGGCAAAGACGACGAUAUAAUAGACAUAGCAACAAAACCAGCAAAACGAGUUGAUCUCAAGCAUAUUCAGAGCGAAUACGAUCUGCACAUUAAGAGUUCAGAAGACAAUGGUACUUAUGUCUGCGAAGUUUGGGAUUCAGUAACAUCGACAAAUAUUACUGGCGAAAUAGAUAUCAUCGUGUUCGCUCUGCCACAAGUAGUCAUUGACACGGUCAUACCGAUCAGCGCUUCUCAACUAUUUCUAAAUUGGACAGUCCGUUCUUACAAUUCUCCAAUAAAAUCAUACAGUUUGAUGUACCGUCGUCUACCUUCAAACGACUUCAACUUGUACACGCGUGAAAAAAUCGGUGUAAAGAAUAUAUCAUUUGUAAUGGAAGGUCUAGAAAAGUCUACCAAUUACCAGCUCAAAUUGGAAGUCGCUACUACAUACGGGCCGAGUAAGCCUCAUAUUUACGAAUCGACGGUCAAAACUCUCGACAAGGACCCUAUAUUUGUACCAAAUAUUUCGAUAAACGGUUUCUCGGCUACGUCUGUGACGAUUGGCUGGGCUCCACCGCCAGAAGAUAUAGCUGAGUUGAUACAUUAUUACCUUCUAGAAGCGAGGAAAAUGGAUGAAAUGGCCCCCAGAAGGGCAUACCAUUCUAGAGAUAGUAGAAACCUACCAUAUAUGUUUGAUAAUUUGGAACCGCACAGCACAUACGUAUUUAGGGUAUGUGCCUGUUCGGACUUCACAAAGCGGUGUGGUAACUGGUCGGCAGAGAUGCAAGCAGCAACACUAGAUGGCAUCCCAGGCCGGCCAAGCAACGUGACAAUACAUUGUGCCAGCUCUUGGCUUAAUAUUACUUGGCAACCCCCACUUAAACCUAAUGCUGAGAUAAAAGGGUAUACGUUGGAGUUAACUGGUAAUUCGACCUACAGAGAUCAAUAUGGCAUGAUGAAAGAUAACACUGGAGCAAUACUUACGAAGUUUAAGACAAACGACUCCCGAAGUGAAAGGUUCGAGCUGCAGCCCAACAUGAACUACACGGUGCGGCUGAGCGCCAUGACGCGCACGCGGCGGCGCGGCGACGAGGAGCUGCGCCACUGCGCCACCGCGCCCGCGCCGCCCGACGCGCCGCCGCGCCCGCGCUGGAGGAAGAUUGAAGAAAAUGAUAAGUACGUUUUCGCCAUGCAUCUCCCGCGAAUAUCAGAGAAAAAUGGACCAAUUUGUUGCUACAGGGUAUAUAUGGUGCGUUUACUACCCCAUUUCGACUGGAACAACCUGCCGCCGCCGCGGGAUAUCAACAUUGUCGACUACGAGGAGGCACACGGAGUUAUACCCCUCUUGGGAGCUUAUAUCACUGACGUUUUCUCCAACGAUAACUUCCCACCAGAAUCCGAAUUAAUAAUUGGAGACGGUAAAACAUACUUUAAUCCUGAAGACCCGAGUCUAAAUCGAGAGCCCUGCAAGCGGUGCUUAAGGAAACCAAGACGCAAUGAAAAGCCGCCUCCCAUACCCCCCACUACUACAACACCUACUACCACCCCCACUACCACCAGGGAUGACUUCUUUGAUGACGAGAUAGAUACUACUGCUGAACCGGAUCUGGAGAAACGGGAAAGGAGAUCAUAUAUGGAGUUAGACAGGUAUGAUGUAGAUUACAUGAAGAAUCCUAUGAUGAUGGACAAGCAGGUAGAGAUAGAGGUAAAGGAGGAUUUGCAAGUUCGAGACGGUCUGCUCGAUCCCUCCGCUAACUACACCUUGUUCAUUGAAUUGAUACUAAUGUUUAUUUCAGCUGGUUCAGAAGAAGACGAGCCGCUGUACAGUGAGUAUUUGAAUGUGUUGAUGGCCGCGGCGUCGCCCGUCGCCCCACCGCCUACAACAACGCUGGAAAUCGCACUGUUGGCCACGUGCGCGGCGGCGGCGCUGGCGCUGCUGGGCGCGCUGGCGCUGUGCGUGAACCGCGCGCGCCGCUCGCGCAAGCACGCGCCGCCCGAGCGGAACCCGCUGCACGCCGCCUUCCGAUAUGUGGUAGACCACAUCGGUGGCAGACAACAACUGAUAAGCGCUGUGCCACCUGACAUGCCGCCCAUCGCCAAAGAAGAUCUUGCUGCCGCCUACGCAGAGCGACAAGCCGACUCUGACUAUGGUUUCCAGAAGGAGUUUGAGUUGUUGCAGAUGUUACCGGAGUGCUUCCCCGACCGAACCACCCACGCUUCAGAAGCGAGAGAGAAUCAGCCCAAGAACAGAUAUCCAGACAUCAAGGCCUAUGACCAGACCAGGGUCAAACUGAGUCAAAUCGAUGGCAUCACUGGAUCGGACUAUAUUAACGCUAAUUACGUUAUGGGCUAUAAGGAACGCAAACAGUUCAUCUGCGCCCAAGGUCCAACAGACACAACGGUAAAUGACUUCUGGCGUAUGAUAUGGGAACAUGGGUUAGAGCUGAUCGUGAUGUUAACCAACCUUGAGGAGUAUUCUAAGGUUAAGUGCAGCAAGUACUGGCCAGAUGAUGUGAGGGGUGUACGGGCCUUUGGCAAUAUCACUGUUCAUCACGUGUCUGAGAAGCGUUAUUCAGACUAUAUUGUGCGAGAGUUGAAAAUUUCCAAGCAACCGUUAAAUUCCGAUGGACAACCGAUCACUGAAAACAAUGGAAUUGCAAAGAGAAAUGGCGAUUGCGGUAUGAGCGACAGCGCCCCGACGUCUCCUCGCGAGCUGAAGGGCGAGACGCGGCUGGUGCGGCAGUACCACUUCCUCAUGUGGAAGGACUUCGCGGCGCCCGAGCAUCCCCACUCGAUACUUAAGUUUAUUAAGAGGGUGAACGAAGCGUGGUCGAACAUGGUGGGGCGGCCGGUGGUGGUGCACUGCUCGGCGGGCGUGGGGCGCACGGGCACGCUGGUGGCGCUGGACUGUCUGCUGGAGCAGCUGCGCGCCACGGGCCACGCCGCCGUGUUCAACACCGUGGCCGAGCUGCGGCGCCAGCGGAACUUCCUCGUGCAGUCGCUGAAACAAUACGUGUUCGUGUAUCGAGCUCUCGUGGAAUACGCUCACUACGGCGAUACCGAGAUACCGGCGUCGAGGCUGAAGAGCUCCAUCGACCGCCUGCGGAACACACCGGAGGGCGCUGAUAAGUGUCUCAUGGAGCACGAGUUUGAGAAAAUGAUGGAGCCGCCGGUCGCCGAGCCGGCCAAGUCGUGCGCGGCGGGUGGCGCGGAGGAGCUGCGCGCGCGCAACCGCAGCGCCGACUGUCUGCCCUACGACCGCAACCGCGUCAUCCUGGCGCCGCUGCCCGCGCGCGACUACUCCACCUACAUCAACGCCUCCUUCGUCGAGGCCUAUGACAAUUCAGAAGGAUUCAUCAUAACUCAAGAUCCUCUACCUAACACGAUCAUGGACUUCUGGCGAAUGGUGUCAGAACACAAUGUCUCAACUAUCGUCAUGUUAAGUGAGUUGGGUGAAGGCAAGUGUCCUCGGUACUGGGAUGAUGGCACAGUCCAAUACGAACACAUUUCUGUGGAGUAUGAAGAGAGCGAGUCAUGUCCUUACUAUACAAGGCGCCAGUUCCGAGUUACGAAUAACAAGAGCGGUGAAUGGCGCUGCGUAAGACACCUGCAGUACCAGGGCUGGCCCACGGCCGCGGGCCACGUGCCCGAAGUGACGCGCGGCCUGGCCGAGCUGGCGGAGCUGGCGGCGCCGCUGGAGCGCGACGACCCCUCACACCCGCCGCUGCUUGUGCACUGCCAACUGGGCACGGAGCGCUCGCCGCUGUUCGUGGCGCUGUGCGUGCUGAUCUGGCAGCUGCGCGUGGAGCGGCGCGUGGACGUGGCGUGCGUGGCGCGCAAAGUACGCUCGCAGCGCGCGCGCUGCAUCGACACCUUCUUGCAGUACGAAUUCCUACACCGUGCCAUAUUAAAUUACGCGGAACUGCACAACCUUUUGGAGGACAGCUAAACUACUAAUACUCUAAGGAUGAGAGUGAAGUUUCUGACUGGGAAGUUGAGGCUACAUUUUUGUCCAGGAUUUUUAAUUAUGCGCAUCUUUUGAACUGAUUAGAACCUUCGUACCAAGAACUAUGGUUUAAAAUUGCCUAAAAUAGUAGCCAUAACUAGAGUACAUUUCGUUCUCGAUCCAUAUCCAAAACUUUUAUAACAAAAUUUAUCGUAAUAGUCAUAAGAUAUAAAAGAAAUAAUCCAUAAUGUUUUU